Messenger RNA from Lasiosphaeria miniovina, 1075 nucleotides. RefSeq lists its product as uncharacterized. Bases 419 to 883 code for a protein of 154 amino acids. The transcript has 3 exons. Lineage: Eukaryota; Fungi; Ascomycota; Sordariomycetes; Sordariales; Lasiosphaeriaceae. The record is from RefSeq and is a predicted model, not a curated record.
CAAAUGGUCUUUCCAGAACUCUUCACGGAUUGGUCAAAAGUUGCAGCUUCCUUGAUUGAACAAGACAAAUAAGCGUGCCCAUCCGGUGUCCAUUUUCGCAAAAUUCGUUUGAGUUGGAGAAGAAGUCGCUUCCCCGCCUCUCGUCCCGUUCUUCUCCACGAAUGACCAGUGCAUGACGUAGGCGCUUGCUGUCCAUCGCUUUUGUGACGCGUGCGGCACCGCCAUCAAAAACACGCCUAGUCCUCUCGUCUUUCUUGUUGACUUGCUUCCAUUGCGUGGGCGACAAACACAAGUGAGACACGAACACGCGAAGACAAGACAAUCUCUGCCGCAUCUUCUGCUCAUCACCAAUCCAUCCGCUUGCUAGACCUAGUCCGAGACUACCUACCCCUCGACACUUCUGCUACCGAACCUCGGGAUGGCUUCAAUUGCUACCACCAAUGAGGUGAUUGAGAGCACAGUCAUCAAGGCGCCGCUCGCUCAAGUCUGGCACUUGAUCAAGCUGCCCGAGUUCCACAAGUUCUGGUCCGCGAUUAAGAAGACGGAGAAGGUCACGGGCGUCAGCGACGAAACCGAUGUGGUCAGGUGGCACUUUAAGGAUGGCAGCAAGGUCGAAGUCAAGCAAGACGAACACAGCAAUCUGGCCCAUUUCAUCACAUUCAGCGUCAUCUUGGCGGAGCCUGCGCUGACCUACUCUGGCGUCGCCAACACCAUUCGCUGCUGGCCAGUAACGGCGGGCGACUUUGAAAACAGCACGUUUGUCGAGUGGACCUCGAAAUUCACCAGCGAUGCAGAUUUGGGUGUCAUCCAAGACGCCAAGUACAAGCGCCGGGAUGCAUUGAAAGACCUCGCCGAUGCCGCCUACAAGGGCGUUCGAGAUUAGUCGUCUUGUAGUGAUAUCUUCUUGAUUGAGGAUCUGUAGCUGGCUAGGAAGCGGGCACAGUUGUGGCCUCGAAGGAGAUGCCAAUCUGAACAUAGCGGAGCACCAUCAUUAUAAAAAGAUCUGGCCCAAAUGCGGUAUGAAUUAGGAGGGUUUAUUCUGUGGCCUUGGUAUCUGGUCCGAGGACUGUCGAGC